AUGUCGGAGAUCGCAAAGUUUUAUAAUAAAGUCAUUGAUGAAGUUAUUGAGGGAGUCAGGGAUGCAUUUAUUCAGGAUGGAGUUGACUUAGAUGUUCUUGAACAGCUUAAAAAACUCUGGAUUAGUAAAUUUGCCGAUACCCAUGUAACGGAUCCAGAACCUGUAGCGCAGCCAGCUUCUCAUUAUGCUCGUGUCUUGGGUCCGCAGUUGACUUCUGUUAGUCCAGUCCCUAUUGCCCGAAUGCCACUCCAACUUCCAGUUCCAGGUAGUUUAAGAAACUUGGCUCCAGUAGCGCGUCCAAAUGCGCCUUUGCCAACCGUGCCUGUUGCAUCUAAUGCGACUCAACAAACUGGCUUAGUAGUGUCUCCUGCUCAUCAGCAAAGGCCAGCGAUCGUUUUAGCUUCUGCUCUUAACACUCAAUCUUCGAAUUCUCAAACCACUUUUGCGAAUAUUGCAUUUAGACCCCAACCAGCUGCUUCGGGACAGCAAACCGCCAUUAUUGGGCAACCAACUUUGGCCGGAGUCAACGGCAUGACUGCUUUUCCCAGUCAAUUGGAAGCAACCGUGGAAACGGUGGCAACAAAAACGUCUCGAAGGAAGCAAAAGAAACCACUUCGAGGAGGGGGCCAUGAAGAUGAGCACAUUCCAGACCAUUCUCUGGCGACCAAGCUAGAUGAUGAAUUGCCUCCACCGCCCCCUGAAGAACCAGAAGACGGAGCAGAAGGCGAUGAAGAAGAUGAGGACGAGCCACUCAAUUCCGAGGAUGAUGUUAGUGAUGAAGAUGCCGAUCUCAUAUUUCGCUCCGAAGAUCUUGUUGUUUGUCAAUAUGAACGCUUCACUCGAGCCCGCAGUAGGUGGCGUUUCUGGUUACGCGACGGAAUUAUGAAGAUCAAGGGGCGAGAACAAGUCUUUCAAAGACUCUUGGUGGAAGCCGAUUGGAUGUAUAAUUCGCAACAACAUCGUGCGACAACCUAG
Molecule: messenger RNA, 975 nt
Organism: Rodentolepis nana
Lineage: Eukaryota; Metazoa; Platyhelminthes; Cestoda; Cyclophyllidea; Hymenolepididae
Source: the annotation of a GenBank genome assembly